AUGAAGAUGAUGAAGACGAGGGUCUCCUCCGCGCGCCUCCGCUGCCUGCUCCUGCUCCUCCUCGCGCUCAGCGCCUCCUUCAGCUGCUCCGCCGCUGCGCCGAGAGACGCCAAACUCCGCCUGCUGCUGCACCGGAGCCCGCCGAGCUCCAAGCAGGACCUGUCGCGCUCCUCCCUCGCCGAGCUGCUCCUGUCGGACCUGCUGCAGGUGGAGAACGAGGCGGUGGAGGAGGACGGGUUCGGGCCGGGCGACGGCCAGCCUGAGGACGUGCACGUGGACCUGGAGCGCGCGGCGGGCGGCGGCCCGCUGCUCGCCCCCCGGGAGAGGAAGGCCGGCUGCAAGAACUUCUUCUGGAAGACCUUCACCUCCUGCUGAGCCCGCGCCGCCCGCUGUACAGCCGCGCUCCGACCAUCCGUUUUCUGAAUGUAAACUCCAACAAACUAUUUUUAAUCCUCAAUUUGAAUAAAAUCUGUUUGAG
This is a messenger RNA of Salarias fasciatus (jewelled blenny), 478 nucleotides long. It is a transcript of the gene sst1.1, whose product is annotated as somatostatin 1, tandem duplicate 1. The record is from RefSeq and is a predicted model, not a curated record. Gene Ontology annotation, biological process: regulation of cell migration. Bases 1 to 375 code for a protein of 124 amino acids. Gene Ontology annotation, cellular component: extracellular region. The transcript has 2 exons. Gene Ontology annotation, molecular function: hormone activity. NCBI's taxonomy places the organism in Eukaryota, Metazoa, Chordata, Actinopteri, Blenniiformes, Blenniidae.